This is a messenger RNA of Penaeus indicus, 1001 nucleotides long. Its product is annotated as ferric-chelate reductase 1-like. Bases 232 to 726 code for a protein of 164 amino acids. The transcript is spliced from 3 exons. The record is from RefSeq and is a predicted model, not a curated record. NCBI's taxonomy places the organism in Eukaryota, Metazoa, Arthropoda, Malacostraca, Decapoda, Penaeidae. Gene Ontology annotation, cellular component: membrane.
AGGUAAUUGUGCCACCAGCUGCCUUUCUGCUUGUGCAGAGUCUGCGCCACUGAGUAUCGGUUUAUAAGUCUGUGUUGUAGAUGAACUAAGUGCCUGCCUGCCGUUGUUCCAGUAACACCGUAUAUAUCUGCAGUGCGAUUUUGGACUGAGAUUGCAACGAACGUAUUUCAAGCGACCUGCCCUGAGCUGUGCCGCCGCCGUACGAAAACGCUGACCCGAACUUACUCAGAAAUGAUUGCGGAGGUAACAGUGGGUGUGCUGCUCAGCAUCCUCAGCCCCGUCGCCCUCGGGUUUCCUGACGGAGCGCCCAUAGAAGCAUGCAUCCUCCCCCACGCCAACAGCCCCAACCACGCCGGGACGAAACCCAUGCCUCACCAGACGGAACACCACCAGUUCACAGCCUCCUCCGGCACAUACACUCCCGGAGAACUCAUUGAAGUGACCAUCAGCGGGCCUCCCUUCAAAGGAUUCUUCGUGCAAGCCCAGGACAGCCACACCGGAGACUGGCUCGGCGAGUUUCUGGAGGAGGGCCCCGUCAAGACCCACCCCGAAUGCUCCGCCAUCACUCACGCUGACAAAGCGCGCAAGAAGCACAUUCGCCUCACCUGGCGCGCGCCUCGCUCCGGCUCGGGAUCGGUGAAGUUCACUGGGACGGUUUUGGAGAGGUACGACAAGUACUGGUCCGACAUGGUGGCUGAGGUGGCAUCGCCUCGUCGCCGCUUCUGAGUCCCAUCGCUUCGCAUCGCUUUCCAGUCAAGUCGUGGCACCCAUCAUUGUCUGGUUUCAUCUAUUUAUUAGUUGUUUAUUGUUUACAUGUUUGGAUUUUAUUUUUUUUUUGGUCCAGUCACAAAUAUAUAGAAGGAUUUUGGCGUCUCUGUUUGUACAUUUCUUUGGUAAACCUGGCUUUGGAAAUGAUUUAGUGUUGUUUUCGCUAUAUAGUGCAUGGUAUUUAACUUAUGUAGUUUCCAUACACUUUAGGGUUGAAAAUAGAGGUGAAGUUA